GGUCAGGCAGGAAGAGGCCUAGUGUUAUUUCAACAUAUUUUAUUUAUAUGUUUUGGAGAAGAAAAAAACAUCUCGCACUAUUCAGUUUGGCUAGUCGGAGUGGUCUAUCGCUUGCUUUGACCCACAUGAUUGUUAGUAAUAUUAGGCCAAACAACUCCUUCCUUUAUGCUAGAAGAAAUAGCUAUAUGAAGUGUCUCCGGUGUAAAGGGGAAACGGCUCCAACUCAUGAUGGAAGACUGCUUGCACACCUCUUCAGAGAACCUGUCUAAGUUGGUCCGAUGGGCCCACAGUCACGGCACCAUCUGUGCUCUCAUCCCCAACCUCAAACACCUGCUUACUGAGGGUUCCCAUGGGAACCUGACCGCUAUGUGGGGGUGCAGCGCUGGCCACGCCUACCACUGGCCCCUCACCACCACCUGUAAGACAGGCCAGAAGGAGCGGGGUGGCUGCUACCAGGACAGCCGUAGCAUCAACUCCGACAGCCUCAGUGUCCAGGGAGGGGCCUCGGCCCGCCAGAGCAGCCCAGGAGGAGAGAGGUUUCUGGGCCGAUCCACCAAGGCCAAGGGGGGCGACAGCAGCCAGACCCGGGACUCCUGCGACUUCUCCAACUGCAGCGACGACAACACUGAGGCGGACGACAACACGGAGGAGUAUAACAGCAACCUGUUCGAUAUCGUCUGCGAGUCCUCAGCCACGACGGACGAGGAUGGAGACAUGGACUACGAGCCUCAUCACAGACCCAGGAAGAGGGGUCCCCCUGGGGGGUCUGAGUCGGUGAAGAGGAUUAAGCAGGAGACUGCUGAGGACACAGGGCCCAUAGCCCAGCUAGCAGCAGCACCAGCAGUCUCCCAGUCCCCAAAGCCUGAUAACUCCCACCAUGCCUUGCCACACAAACCAUCCCAGCUGGACACUUUGGUUGGUGGUGUGUCGUCGUCUCUGCUGGGAGGGCGCUCCUUUCCUCAAAAACCUCUCUCCAGCUCUGUCUCCAAACCUCCCAUGAUGAGCACUGGUUCUCCCAGACACCACGACCCGUCCUCGUUGUCGACCCAGGCCCUGAGCACCCUCCCUGGGGCAGGUAGUGAGUUGAUGGAGGGUUUGGCCCCGGAGGACCUGCUGAAGCCUGGAGGAUCCGAGGGGCCGUUUGGGUACCUGACUCCCUCCUCCCCCAGUGGGAUGAAAGCUGAACUGGACCUCCUGGGAGCAGAGACCAAAGGAGAGGCUACAGUGGGCCCGGCGCUGUGUGAGAUCGAGCGUCUGCGGGCAUUGCUGAGUGUGGAGCGGAGCCGGAGUCAUCAGAUGGGAGAGACCAUCUCUAGCCUGAAACAGGACAAGGAGCUGCUUCAACAGGAACUCACCAAGAAGGCUGAGCUCAUCUGUGACUUCCUGCAAGACCAGCUACGACCAGGUACGCUCUUACUACGCCCAGAGAAGAGGCGUGGUCAUUCGUCCAGCCAGAUGGAGCUGGGGACGGGUAGCUCCUCCCACAUGGGAGUGGGGUUCCCUGACGAGGUUGUGGCGUUUGAGAACCCCGCCCUGUUCGACAGCUUUGAGGAGGUGGAGCUCCACAGGGUGAUGAAGAGCUCCAAGAGGAGCAGAGAAGGAGAGAACACACGAGUCAGGAUGAAGAACGUAGUUGGCGUCAUCGCCAGGUACAUGGCGGCCCUGCAGGAGUUCAGGCGCAGUGUCUCCAUGAAGGUGGCGUUCGACCGGGUGGGCGUUGACCGUAACACCAUCUCGCGGACGGCCGCCAUCGCCGAGCUGAGCCUGGCCGCUCCAGAGGUGUUCCACGCUCUGCCGCCGUGGGACGAGAAGGAGGAGACGCUGGCUCACUAUUCCCACCGCUGCCGGCAGGCCAUGGACGACACCAUCAGAGCCAAGAUCAAAACCAUGAAAACCAAGGGAGACCUGCUGCCUAUAGUCAGCAAAUAAUCCCAGAGACGGAAGGUGUGAUGUGGAUUUUUACAUUCAUGUUUUUUUUUUUUUUUUUUUUUUUAGAUAGAUA
Coregonus clupeaformis (lake whitefish) is the source of this 2002-nucleotide messenger RNA. RefSeq lists its product as uncharacterized. The record is from RefSeq and is a predicted model, not a curated record. Bases 226 to 1929 code for a protein of 567 amino acids. The transcript has 7 exons. Lineage: Eukaryota; Metazoa; Chordata; Actinopteri; Salmoniformes; Salmonidae.